Molecule: messenger RNA, 569 nt
Organism: Actinia tenebrosa (Australian red waratah sea anemone)
Lineage: Eukaryota; Metazoa; Cnidaria; Anthozoa; Actiniaria; Actiniidae
Product: large ribosomal subunit protein uL24
Biological process (GO): translation
Cellular component (GO): large ribosomal subunit
Molecular function (GO): structural constituent of ribosome; RNA binding
Source: RefSeq, a predicted model, not a curated record
UCUCUUCAGUCGGCUGUGUUGCAUGAGGUUGGAAGCACAAAAUGAAGCAACAUAAAGACGUGACUUCUUCUCGCAGAAAAUGCCGUAAGGCUCACUUCUCAGCCCCAUCAAGUGUUAGAAGAAAGCUUAUGAGUGCUCCCUUGUCGAAAGAAUUGCGACAAAAAUACAACGUUCGCUCAAUUCCAGUCCGUAAAGACGACGAGGUGCAAGUCACACGUGGGCACUUUAAGAGCCAACAAGUUGGCAAAAUCAUCCAAGUCUACCGUAAAAAAUGGGUUAUUCACAUCGAUAGAAUCCAGAGAGAGAAGGCUAAUGGUGCUACCGUGAGUGUAGGUAUCGAUCCCAGCAAGGUUGAGGUCGUCAAACUCAAGCUAGAUAAAGAUCGUAAGAGAAUUUUGGAAAGAAAGAACCGUUCCAAGUUAGCAGAGAAGGGAAAACACACAGAGGAGGAAGUCCAAGCCAUGGCUACAGAGUGAAGUAUCUUUACAGAAUUUCCAAAUUGUCAAUCAAGGUCAAGCUUCAACCACCUCUCUUAAUCAGCUUGUUCAAAUAAAAAUUAUUCCAACUUA